AUGUUAUCCAACGAUCGCCAACAUUUUGUAAAACUUGUUAGAAAUCCAUAAAUAAAUGCAAUUUAAUAGUUAACAUAAUUAGUUACUCGAGCUAGCAGAACCAAGAGUACUUUGUAACCCUCCACCAAAAGAGUAGCUGAAGUAUAAAAAUGCGAAAAGGCUGAUAAAUAAGAAAAAGUAAUACACACAACAAGAGAAAUCAAUUCACAACAAUCCAUGAGGAAUUACUUUGAUAACUCCAUUUAAAAAAACAAUAAAGAAAAUUUACCAUCCAAAAAGCUUUUAUAUUAAGAAAAUCGAUCACAAACACCCAUGGCUUAAAAGAGCCCAAUUUCUAUCAAUACUCGAGGAAGGGGAUCUGUUAGUCCUUUAAGAUGCAUUCCAUAAAAUCUAACAUCUAAAAGUUCUAACAAAUCAGCUUUGAAGUAAUCUGAAGACCCUCAAAUUAUGGAUAUGGUUGAUAAUCUAAAAUAAAACAUUUUAAGAGAUCUACAAGAAGUAACUAAGAGAUAUCAAUCUAAUAAUCCGAAACCCAUAGAAAUGCUCCAAAAAUAAAACGAAAAAAUUAAGCAUUUAUUAGAUUAUAAGGAACCUUAGUUAAAAGUGCCUUAUUUUGACUACUCUAGUCAAAAGAGCAUAAAACAUCCAGAGAUAUUCAAUAAGGAAGAGAACUCAUAGAAUAAAUAACAAUUUUUAGAAUAAUAGUCUUUGAUUUUAUAGCAACAGUUGGAAAUUAUAAAAUAGUAAUAAGAAGCUUUAAGAUAUUAAUAACUAUCAGUUUUGAAUAGCAAAUCAAAUUUAAGUAGUUUUUAUAAUCAAAUGCGUAAGUAACAGAAUGAGAGUAUUGAAGAUAUCUACGCUAAAUCUCAAUUCACAAUCAGCAACUUAUCAUCAAUUAUACCAGUUGAAGUAUCGGCGAAUUAAAAUAAGAAAAUUAAUGUCUCUUUUGAAAGCAGCAUGGAACAAAAUCCCAUUAAUCUAUAAUUAGAAAUAAUAUAAGCAAAUGAUUGUAGAACAACAUUUGGUCCUUCUUAAUUGGAAUCUUUUAUAAAAUCACCAACAUAAGUGGAACCACAGUUGUUUAGUGAAUAAUAAAUUAUGAAAGAAACUGUUAAAUAUGUUCAAUUAGAUAAUAGUUAAGGAAAAGUAUCAUCAGCCAAAAGAUAUAGCAAUGAUGAUUAAGAAGUAGUUAAAUAAUAGGAACUUAUUGAGUAAGUGCCUCCUCCUUCAGCUUUCUCUAAUAAGUCUAAUAGAUAUGACUAAUUGAUGUAAAACUUUUAAAGUCUACGAAAAUUAAGUCGAGAGCCUAGUUUUGUAAUAGAAACAAAAAAGUCAGUUCAGAUGAAUGAUCUAAACCAUAUAAGCGAUUUCGCUAUUAUGGGUAGUCAAAGAGAGAGUAUCGCAUUAUGUCAGACAAAAUUAAUUACUUUCUAAGAAGUAAAUAAUAGUCAAGAAGAAUGUGUAUAAUCUCCUACCUCGAUUUUAGGUAAGCAAUAAAUUUUAACUUUUGAAUAAGAGCUAGAAUAAAAGUCUCUUUAUUCAAAUUAAUCCUAAUAUGAUUAAAGAUCCAUAUAAUAGUUACUAUAAAAAUCUAGUUUAACCUAAUAAUAGGCUUCUUCCUUUUAAAAAUAAUCUAUAUCAAUAUAACAAAGUACAGAAUAAACUAACAGAAUACUUGAGAGUAUUAGAUCUAACGAAAGUUUAAAAUAAAGAACAGCAAGCUUUACUGAAUUUUUAAAAGUAAAGGAUGAUUUACCAAUCAAAAUAACAAAUGCCUAAAAAUUAUCCAUAAGGCCUGGAAUAAGCUUCCUUUAGUAUAAACAAUAAAAUAAAUACUGA
Messenger RNA from Paramecium tetraurelia, 1839 nucleotides. RefSeq lists its product as uncharacterized. The record is from RefSeq and is a predicted model, not a curated record. The transcript has 2 exons. NCBI's taxonomy places the organism in Eukaryota, Ciliophora, Oligohymenophorea, Peniculida, Parameciidae.